AUGGCUGCUCAAUCGAAGCUCCUUCCCCAGGAACGCCCCAUACGGCACAUCUUCUCCAGCCUAGCAUCAUCAUACCUCCGCCACCGCACCAAUAUCUCCCGCACAGUCUAUCUCGCUCUCUUUGCUGCCCUCGCUAAGCGGAUACAUAAUGCCAUCUCCGAGCAGAAGGCGGCCUCUCAACACCAGGCGGAUCUGCGGAGGAAGCCAGGAACCAGCAGUCUCGGCGAUGGCGAGGACAAACCACGGAAGAAAGUUGGGGUCAAUCGUGAGUUCUUCAGGAACUUAGCGCGUCUAUUGAAGAUUGUGAUUCCGGGUUGGCGGAGUAAGGAGCUACGGCUGCUCAUGAGCCAUAGUGUUUUCCUGGUGCUCCGGACGCUGCUUAGUCUGUACGUCGCUGAACUGGACGGGCGGCUUGUCAGCAACUUGGUGCGGGGGAAGGGGAAAGAUUUCUUGCUGGGCCUAGUGUGGUGGAUGAUCGUUGCUGUUCCAGCGACAUUUACGAAUUCUAUGCUUUCUUAUCACCAGUGCAAGCUUGCACUUAGCUACCGCAAGCGCCUUACCGACCACAUCCAUGAGAAAUACCUCUCGAAUAUGACCUUCUAUGCGAUCUCGGCUUUAGACGACCGGGUCAAGAACCCCGAUCAACUCAUCACCGUCGACGUAUCUCGCUUCUCUGAUAGUUUGGCGGAGCUAUACUCUAAUCUUGCCAAACCGAUCCUUGACAUGGUGAUCUACAGCUACUCGCUCUCGAAGAGUGUUGGUGGUGAGGGCCUCUUCAUUAUGAGCCUCUUGGUUCAAAUAUCUGCCAACGUCAUGCGAGCACUAACACCACCAUUCGGCAAAUAUGUCGCCGAUGAAGCUCGUCUGGAAGGAGAGUUCCGGUUCCUUCAUUCAAGACUGAUUGACUACAGUGAGGAGAUUGCGCUAUAUCAUGGCCACGAGGCAGAGAAGGACACCUUGGACAAAGGCUAUUUCACCCUCAUAAAGCAUGUGAAUCGCAUCCUGCGCAGGCGCUUGUACCACGGAUUUAUGGAGGACUUUGUCAUCAAGUACUUCUGGGGCGCACUGGGUUUGAUUCUAUGUAGUGUCCCAGUUUUCUUCCGAAUCCCUGGUCGAGUUACCCAAACCAUGGGCGACCGUACAGAAAGCUUCGUCACUAACAGACGGAUGCUUCUCUCUUCCUCCGACGCCUUCGGCCGCCUAAUGUUCUCCUAUAAGGAAAUAUCCGAGUUAGCAGGCUACACAGCGCGCGUCUCCUCCCUAAUGGACGUAAUGGACGACCUACUAGCCGGGCGCUUCGAAAAGAAGCUCGUAUCCUCCGCCUCAACAGAAGAAAACGCCGCCGUGCUCUCCGGCCGCGGCAUCAUCGAAGAAAGCUCCGCCAUCGAAUUCACCGACGUCCCCAUCGUCUCCCCCAACGGCGACGUCCUCGUCCGCAAACUCUCUUUCACCGUCCACCCAGGCGACCACCUCCUCAUCGUCGGCCCCAACGGCUGCGGCAAGUCCUCCCUCUUCCGCAUCCUCGGCGGCCUGUGGCCCGUCUACGGCGGCCGCGUAAAGAAGCCCCGCUUCGACGAUAUCUUCUACAUUCCACAACGGCCCUACCUCUCCCGCGGCACGCUCCGGCAACAGGUCAUAUACCCCGACGGCGUGCGCGAGAUGCGCGCAAAGGGAAUAACAGACGCCGACCUCUACGAGAUCCUCUCCAUCGUCGAAAUCGCCUCAGUCGUCGACCGCCCUGAUGGGUGGGACGCAGAGGAGGAAUGGCGCGACGUCCUAUCCAUCGGUCUCCAGCAGCGAAUCGCAAUGGCGCGACUCUUUUACCACCGGCCGAAGUUUGCGAUUCUGGACGAGUGCACGUCGUCCGUGACGCUGGAGAUCGAGCGCGUCAUGUACGAGACUGCCAAGAAGCUGGGGACGACCCUUAUGACCGUUUCGCAUCGGCGCAGUCUGUGGAAGUACCAUAAGAUGAUUCUGCAGUUUGAUGGGCAGGGAGGGUAUAUUUUUACCGGGUUGGAUUGGGAGAAGAGGAUGAAGCUGGAGGAUGAGAAGGAAGAGCUUGACCUCCACUUGAGAGCUGUACCGGAAUUGCAGAAGAGGAUGGUUGAGUUGACUUCUGGGUAG
Aspergillus mulundensis is the source of this 2124-nucleotide messenger RNA. Its product is annotated as ATP-binding cassette long-chain fatty acid transporter PXA2. Bases 1 to 2124 code for a protein of 707 amino acids. Lineage: Eukaryota; Fungi; Ascomycota; Eurotiomycetes; Eurotiales; Aspergillaceae. Gene Ontology annotation, molecular function: ABC-type transporter activity; long-chain fatty acid transmembrane transporter activity; ATP binding. The record is from RefSeq and is a predicted model, not a curated record. Gene Ontology annotation, biological process: fatty acid beta-oxidation; long-chain fatty acid import into peroxisome; very long-chain fatty acid catabolic process. The transcript is spliced from 4 exons. Gene Ontology annotation, cellular component: peroxisomal membrane.